Messenger RNA from Dama dama (fallow deer), 2922 nucleotides. RefSeq names its product nectin cell adhesion molecule 3 (gene NECTIN3). Bases 16 to 1665 code for a protein of 549 amino acids. The transcript has 6 exons. Gene Ontology annotation, cellular component: apical junction complex; adherens junction. Lineage: Eukaryota; Metazoa; Chordata; Mammalia; Artiodactyla; Cervidae. The record is from RefSeq and is a predicted model, not a curated record. Gene Ontology annotation, biological process: heterophilic cell-cell adhesion; homophilic cell-cell adhesion; symbiont entry into host cell.
GGGGGAGGGUGGGGGAUGGCGCGGACCCCGGGGCCGGCCCCACUGUGCCCCGGAGGCGGCAAGGCGCAACUUUCCGCCGCUUCUCCCCCCGGGGCCGGGCUCCUGCUGCCGCCCCCGACGCCGCCGCCGCCGCCGCUGCUGCUCUUGCCGCUGCUGCUCUUCUCCUGGCUCUGUGGUGCCUUAGCUGGACCAAUUAUUGUGGAGCCACACGUCACAGCAGUGUGGGGAAAGAAUGUUUCGUUGAAGUGCUUAAUUGAAGUAAAUGAAACUAUAACACAAAUUUCAUGGGAGAAGAUACAUGGCAAAAGUUCACAGACUGUUGCAGUUCAUCAUCCUCAACAUGGAUUCUCUGUUCAAGGAGAAUAUCAGGGAAGAGUCUUGUUUAAAAACUAUUCAAUUAAUGAUGCAACGAUUACUCUACAUAACAUAGGAUUCUCUGAUUCUGGAAAGUACAUAUGCAAAGCUGUUACAUUCCCACUUGGAAAUGCUGAGUCCUCUACAACUGUAACUGUAUUAGUUGAACCUACUGUGAGCCUGAUAAAAGGGCCAGAUUCUUUAAUUGAUGGAGGAAAUGAAACAGUAGCAGCCAUUUGUGUCGCAGCCACUGGAAAACCAGUUGCACAUAUUGAUUGGGAAGGUGAUCUUGGAGAAAUGGAAUCCACCACGACUUCUUUUCCAAACGAAACAGCAACAAUUGUCAGCCAAUACAAGCUUUUUCCUACCAGAUUUGCCAAAGGGAGGAGAAUUACUUGCGUUGUAAAACAUCCAGCCUUGGAAAAGGACAUCCGAUAUUCCGUCAUAUUAGAUAUACAGUAUGCUCCUGAGGUUUCAGUAACAGGCUAUGAUGGAAACUGGUUCGUAGGAAGAAAAGGUGUUAAUCUUAAAUGUAAUGCUGAUGCAAAUCCACCACCCUUCAAAUCUGUGUGGAGCAGGUUAGAUGGACAGUGGCCUGAUGGUUUAUUGGCUUCAGACAAUACUCUUCAUUUUGUCCAUCCACUGACUUUCAAUUAUUCUGGUGUUUAUGUCUGUAAAGUGACCAAUUCGCUUGGCCAAAGAAGUGAUCAAAAGGUCAUCUAUAUUUCAGAUCCUCCUACUACUACCACCCUUCAGCCUACAAUUCAGUGGCAUCCCUCAACUGCUGACUUCGAGGAUCUAGCAACAGAACCAAAAAAAUUGCCCUUCCCAUUGUCAACUCUGGCAACAAUUAAGGAUGACACGAUCGGCACCAUCAUUGCUAGUGUAGUGGGUGGGGCUCUCUUCAUAGUCCUUGUAAGCGUUUUGGCUGGAAUAUUCUGCUAUAGGAGAAGACGGACGUUUCGUGGAGACUACUUUGCCAAGAACUACAUUCCACCAUCAGAUAUGCAAAAAGAAUCACAAAUAGAUGUUCUUCAGCAAGACGAGCUUGAUUCUUACCCAGACAGUGUAAAAAAAGAAAACAAAAAUCCAGUGAACAAUCUAAUACGGAAAGACUAUUUAGAAGAGCCUGAAAAAACGCAGUGGAACAAUGUAGAAAAUCUCAAUAGGUUUGAAAGACCAAUGGAUUAUUACGAAGAUCUAAAAAUGGGAAUGAAGUUCGUCAGUGAUGAACAGUAUGACGAAAAUGAAGAUGACUUAGUUUCACAUGUAGAUGGUUCCGUAAUUUCCAGGAGGGAGUGGUAUGUUUAGCAACCACUAAAUAUGACUUAAUGUACAAUGUUUCAUUCAUACUAGUUGAUCAUUUUCAGAUUGUUCAUACUUUUUCUUGGGGGAAGAAUAAGCUUUUUCAACUUGAUUUUCAAGCUUACUUUUUAUAUUCUGAUUUGACAAAUGGAAAUGUAAAAUCUGGGUUCAAUGUAUCUGAGCUGCUUUAAAAUUUUUUUUCAAUGCUAUACUACUGUCUCAAGAUUUAAAUUUUAAUGCAGAGUACUUUAUUGGUCUGAGGCACACAGGUAAGAAGAAAUGUCAACAUUAAAUGUAUGACUUUUUGGUACAAAAAUUAAAAGAAACAAAAAAAAAAAAAAGGAAACUACCUUGGCAUUGUGUAUUAAAUGUUUACCUAAGACUAUAUAAUCUCAAGUAUAAUGUUUGUUGAACAUAUACCUCUCAAAAUUUAUCACCACUAAAUGAUAUUACAUCUAAAUUGACUAUAAAACUAAUUCAAGAAAUGUUUAUAUAUAUUUUUAGUAUACAAAAAAUUCAGCUUGAUGAAACACCUUUUCUUUUCAAACAUUGUUUUCUAUGUUUCUAUACAAAUGGAAUCUUUACCUCUGCAUUUUAAUGAGCCUUGCCAUAAUUACUGUAGAGUGGCUUUUCAAAGGUAUUUUGUUGCACUAAAAACUGUGGUAGUAAACUCAGUGAACAUGAUGUGUGGAAGAGCAUAAUUAGCUGAUCAAUAUUUUUGUCCAAAAUACAUUUAAAAGUAAUAAAAACAUGCCUUUUAAACAUGAUAAUUAUUACAAUUUUUUUCAUCUCUGGAGGACAAUGCUUAUAUUGUCAUGCGAACGUUGGUACAUGAAGUGGUAGUUUGUUUUAAUGCUUUAUGUGCUAAAUAUAAGAAUAAUAAUGAGAAGAUGGUACAUAGUUUAAUAGAGUGUAGAGAGGGCAUUUCACUAUAUGGAAAACCAUGUAAACAAGCAAACAAGCAUUGGAGUACCAUUUUUUAAAACAUAAGACAGAUGUUUCAGAUAAGAAUCUGUGCAAAGAAUGUGGUAGACCAUCUUGUUUUAGUCAUUUAUUAUUGAUGUUGUUCAAACGGGUAAAUAUAUAUAGGAAAAAAUAGAAUAAACUUGGAAAUUUGAGAUUUAACAAGAAAAAAAUCUUAGUUAUAGAACCUGUCACUAACACUUGCUGAUGGAUGUUGUCAAACCAUCCCCUCUUUUCUCCUAAAUGUUUGUAUGUGUUUCAAGAUUUUUGUUUUCCCAAUUAAAACUGGAAACAUCAUGA